CACUUGUCAAAUAAUUUCACAAAAACGAAGGAGUUGGAAACGAACAGAAUAAAAGUUUUCAUUUUGCGAUUUGUAUAAUUGUUUUCAACAAAUUUGCACAUAGUUUUCAUAACGAAGUUGUUUAAAAUUGCGCAAUAUUAUUAAGAGUUUAAUAUCUAAUAUAUUGUUGUAAAAUAAGAAUUGAAAACAAGUCGAAAUGCCAAAACGUGGUGGUCGGGCUAAUAUGAACGGACCUAGUGGUUCUCGUUUCGUAGCAUUUAAUGAUUUGGACGAUCGAGAUGAUCGCGAUCGUGACCGUGAACGUGAUAACACGCGGAAGGAUCGCAAUACACGUAGAGUUAGCUUUAAACCAUCAUUGCUACAAUAUUCUGGUGGUAUUAAAAGGAGAAUGGCUGAGAUAGCUAUACGUUCACAUUUAGAAGAUGAUGAAGAUAUGGGUGAUAUGCCAGGAACUUCCAAGCCGGACAACACACGCCGAAAAGGGUCACCUAUACCUAGAAAAAAGUUUGGGAAUACAAUGCAUUUAUCAAAGUCACCAUUUGGCUGGUAUCAAAUUUCGAUAAACAAUGGACAACGUUAUGCCAAGGACGAACUCGUGAGCGUACUGCAGCGCGCCAUACAGCCGGAGCAGCUGAUACCGCUCUACUGGCGCAGCGAAAAGAACUACAUAUCAUUCUUUGUGGAUGAUCAUCGAGUCGCUGAGCGUUUGGACGGACUCGAGCGCGCUGUGCAAAUGCCCGAUGGCUUCAGACCGUAUUUGCGCGUACGUGCCUCAUGUCCUUCGACGCCAAUCAAUGACCAGUUAAAGGCACGCAUGCAAGUGGUCAUGGCAAAACGUUACAAUGCGCAGACCAAAGCGCUGGAUAUGUCCAGCUUCCAUGCAGAUCCCGACUUUCGUGGCAUAUUUUGCGGCAUCUUUCGCACACAUGUCAUGUCGGCGGCGAUCGAAAUAAUGGAGAAGAAUAUACCGGAUUUGGUUGCGCUCAAUUUGAACAACAACAACAUAUCGUCCAUGGAGGCAUUCAAAAAUGCGCACACGCGUCUGCCGAAUUUGCGCAUUCUCUACUUGGCUGACAACAGAAUACCGACUGCAACGCAUUUGAUCGCGCUGCGUCAUGUACCGUUCAUCGAAUUGGUAUUGAAAAAUAAUGGACUCUGCGGCCGCUACAAAGACCACGCGCUUUACGUCAGGGAGAUCCAGCGUAAAUUUCCGAAGUUGCGCAAAUUGGACGGUGAAGAGCUGACGCCGAUGAUUCAGUUCGAUGUGGGCGAAGAAGUUGCUGUUCUCCCUCAUGCAAAGGCUUCUUUCCUUUGCGAUCCAAAUGGCACUGAAAUUAUACGUCAAUUCCUGGAACAGUACUUUUUGAUAUUCGAUUCGGAUAAUCGUCAGCCUUUGCUUGAUGCUUACCAUGACCAAGCGAUGCUCUCACUGGUUGUGCCACCAGCGAGUCAAGUAGGCCGGCUUGAAAAAUAUUGGCGUUACAAUCGCGAUUUUCGUCGUCAAAACGCCGAUGACAAUACAAAGGUGCGCCAGUUACGUUUCGGUCGGCUUGCUGUGGUAUCAAUGCUCGCCGAGUUGCCUAAAACCAAGCAUUAUCCACGUUCUUUCACCGUAGAUUUAACAUUGUUUACCCCGAAAAUGAUCGUUUUCACUGUGGCCGGCAUAUUCAAAGACAUUGAUGAAGAGACCGAAGAAUUACGCUAUUUUCAGCGACAAUACAUAAUUGUGCCUGCGGGCAGCGGCUUUUGCAUCCGAAACGAAAUGGUACUAAUCACGGUAGCCGCACCACAACAAGUGCGCUUCUUUAAAAAGAAAAUAGAGACCGUUACCACAGCUCAAUUGAACAACGAAGCCAUGGCACCUAGUUCGAGCAUAUCUUCUAGCCUACAGAACCGAUUGCAUAUCAACCAGCCUAGCACCUCCGCAGCUGCAACAUUGCAAGCGCCACAGCUAGGCAUUGAUGAGGCAACAAAAAUACAAAUGGUGCAAUCGUUAUGUGCACAAAGUAAUAUGAACAUCGAAUGGAGUAAGAAAUGUCUAGAGGAAACCAAUUGGGAUUACAAUCAUGCUGCGUUUGUAUUUGACAAACUGCACAAGGAAAAUAAAAUACCACCGGAAGCCUUUAUUAAGUAAAUAAUAGGCUACUAUUAGUUAAUUGUCGCACUGCGCUGUUUAACCACGCACAUGGUAGAUUUUUAAGCAUUUAAAUAAUUCUGAAUAUUGUGAAUUACGCCUCUAUUACAUUGCAACAUUAUAAUGCUAAGCUGCAUGAAAAUCAAAACAUUUGAAGAAACACUAUUGAUUUACAAAGAGAAAAAAAGCUUUGCAAGGAGUAUGAUUUCAUUGUAUUCACUGAGAAAAUAUACAGUUUUUGGUUUCCUUUAAGCUCAAUUCGAAGAUGUUUGGCAAAGUUAAUAUUUGAUUAACCGGAAUAAUAGGAAUAUUGUUUCGUAUAUGUAUUAAAGCAAUUCCUACCUAAAUUAAAUUUUGUACCUAUAAAAUAAUGUUUUUAUAGAAAGGCUAAGAUAAAAAUAAAAACAGUAAUGGUUUUGUGAAAACUUAUAAAAAUUAUGUAAAUAGUUAAUAAUUUUUGUUCAUAUUUAAAACCUCGUCAUAUAUCUAUAUGUAUUUACAUAUAUCAAUGAAAUAUAAGCAAACAUUAAAA
Messenger RNA from Bactrocera oleae (olive fruit fly), 2666 nucleotides. RefSeq names its product small bristles (gene sbr). Lineage: Eukaryota; Metazoa; Arthropoda; Insecta; Diptera; Tephritidae. The record is from RefSeq and is a predicted model, not a curated record. Gene Ontology annotation, molecular function: RNA binding; protein binding. Gene Ontology annotation, biological process: poly(A)+ mRNA export from nucleus. Gene Ontology annotation, cellular component: nucleus; cytoplasm.